Molecule: messenger RNA, 561 nt
Organism: Heterostelium album PN500
Lineage: Eukaryota; Evosea; Eumycetozoa; Acytosteliales; Acytosteliaceae
Exons: 2
Coding region: 1-561 (186 amino acids)
Source: RefSeq, a predicted model, not a curated record
AUGAAAGAAACAUUCGAUUCCCUUACAGUAUUACUUAAAGAUGCAGACUGCCCAAGUAUCAAACCAGAAAUCUUGUUAAAAAAAGGAUUUGACACUCUUAGUUCUAUCAAUAAUUAUCUCAAAAACCAUUUUUCUGUUCUUAUUGAACUGGGCUUUGAACCUGGAGAUCUAAGUAAACUUGAAGUUUAUCUUAGAAACAAAGAAUCAGAUUUGAAAUUCACAGCACCUUGCACUCCAUUUUCGAUUUAUAAAUCAUUAUCGAUCCAUCCUAAAUCAGCAAUAAUUAUAGAAAAAGACAAAGAAGGAGAAGAGAAGUACAUUCGAGAAGACCAACAAAUGCAACCUGGGGAAUAUCAUAUCGUGGAAGUACAUGACUCAUUCUCAGUCAAACUCUUAUGGUGGAAGAAGGAAAUACAAAUUUCGAAAUAUUUUGCAAAACAGAACUUGGAGGGUGAGAAUCUUUUCAAUAGUUCUUGCAAUGAUAGGUCCAAUAGUAACUAUCAUUCUCAAAUACGUAAAAGAGUAGUCAACCACAUGGUCAAUACAGUGGUACAAGAAUAA